AUGAGUGAUAUAAAGGUACAGACAUCGGAACUAACAGAGGUGGAUGGCUCAGCUAGGCUUACUGUCGGUAAUACCACUGUGCUUGUUUCGGUAGCUGGUCCCAUUGAAGCAAAACCAAGGCAGGAGUUGCCCACACAGGCUAGUUUGGAGAUUGUUGUACGCCCAAGUCGAGGCGUCAGCUCCACCAGAGAAAAAGUUCUUGAAGACCUUCUUAGGUCUGUGCUACAGCUGACUAUAAUCCGUUAUCGUUAUCCUCGUCAACUUAUACAGAUAGUUGUUCAGUUUCUCACAACCGACGUCGAUAGAGAAGGCUCUAUUGUGGUAUCUGGCGAUACUGCUGCUUCCGGCGGUGCCUUCACGUCUAAUGAGCUUAGUGCUGCUCUAAAUGCAAGCUACUUUGCCUUGGUCGAUGCUAAUGUCGCUCUUUAUAACUCCUUUGCAUCCAUUUCUGUUGCUAUCGAUAGCGAUGGUAAAAUUAUUGAAAACCCAUCGUUGAAGCAGCUUCAAAACAGCAACAGUCAUCAUGUUGUGUGCUUUGAAAUACGAGAAAAACAAGCUCAAAAAAUGUUACUUGUUGAAAGUGACGGCUCGUUCUCAGAAGAACAGCUUCUCAGUGUAAUAGAACUUGGAGCUGACGAGUGUCAAAAGAUUCACAGCACUAUCCAACGCCCUAUUGUUGAAGAGAAGGUCAACCAGGACUUCAUUUGGGCAAACUAA
Candidozyma haemuli is the source of this 717-nucleotide messenger RNA. Its product is annotated as exosome non-catalytic core subunit. Gene Ontology annotation, cellular component: cytoplasmic exosome (RNase complex); nuclear exosome (RNase complex); nucleolus. Gene Ontology annotation, biological process: rRNA catabolic process; nuclear mRNA surveillance; poly(A)-dependent snoRNA 3'-end processing. The coding region runs from base 1 to 717 and encodes 238 amino acids. NCBI's taxonomy places the organism in Eukaryota, Fungi, Ascomycota, Pichiomycetes, Serinales, Metschnikowiaceae. The transcript has a single exon. The record is from RefSeq and is a predicted model, not a curated record.